Pogona vitticeps (central bearded dragon) is the source of this 5357-nucleotide messenger RNA. NCBI's taxonomy places the organism in Eukaryota, Metazoa, Chordata, Lepidosauria, Squamata, Agamidae. The record is from RefSeq and is a predicted model, not a curated record.
GUUCAUUCUUGAAGGUGAAUUUUAGAAACGCAGCAAAAGUUUCCGCUGUCAGAAGGAAUCUUCCAAUGGCGUCUCACAGGUUUCCGCUCAUCCGAUUAUUUUUUGCAGGAACUGGACACAAGACCCCUAAGAUGGGUUGUUGUCGGCUUCUAGAGGAGGAGCCGAGAAGGCCAAGACAUCAUCAUCAUCAUCAUCCAGCGGAGCCAAGAACAGCCAAACCCUUUCCGCCCACCGAGGAUCGCUGGCGGCCUCUUCUCGCAUCUUUUUCUGGGCUGGCUGCAAACACCUGCUUUGCUCCUGACUGAAUUAAACUGCGUCUACCAAUGAAGAGUCCAAGCAUGGCGGUGUUCAAACAACAGAAGGUAGAGGAUAUAUAUGAAAUUGGAGAAGAGCUGGGCAGUGGUCAAUUUGCAAUUGUGAAGAAAUGCCGAGAGAAGACCACGGGCAUGGAAUACGCGGCCAAGUUCAUCAAGAAGCGGCAGAGCCGCGCCAGCCGCCGCGGGGUGAGGCGCGAGGAGAUCGAGCGGGAGGUGAACAUCCUGCAGCAGAUUCUGCAUGCCAACAUCAUCCAGCUGCACGACGUCUACGAGAACAAGACAGACGUGGUCCUGAUCCUUGAGCUAGUCUCUGGCGGAGAACUUUUCGACUUCCUGGCCCAGAAGGAGUCCUUGAGCGAGGAAGAAGCCACCCACUUCAUUAAGCAGAUCCUGGACGGCGUCCACUACCUGCACGCCAGAAAGAUUGCCCAUUUCGAUCUAAAGCCUGAAAACAUCAUGCUGCUUGACAAGAACAUCCCCAUUCCGCACAUAAAGCUCAUUGAUUUUGGGCUGGCCCAUGAGAUAGAGGACGGCGUCGAGUUCAAGAAUAUUUUUGGGACCCCCGAAUUUGUAGCACCAGAAAUCGUGAACUACGAGCCUCUUGGGCUGGCCGCCGACAUGUGGAGCAUAGGAGUAAUCACUUACAUAUUGCUCAGUGGCGCCUCACCCUUCCUCGGCGAGACCAAGCAGGAGACGCUGGCCAACAUCACGGCGGUCAACUACGACUUCGACGAGGAGUUCUUUAGCCACACCAGCGCCCUGGCUAAAGAUUUUAUCCGGAAACUUCUGGUGAAAGAUACCCGCAAACGUCUGACCAUCCAAGAAGCUCUCUCUCAUCCCUGGAUCACGCCGACGGACAAGCGGCAGGUCCUGGUGAGGCGGGAGUCGGUCGUGAACUUGGAGAACUUCAAGAAGCAAUAUGCCCGGAGGCGUUGGAAGCUCACCUACAGCAUCGUCGCUCUGUGCAACCACUUGUCGCGUUCGUUGGUGAGAAAGGUCCACCUGAUGCAAAGUGAAACUUUGCGCAAUUGUGACAGUGACCACGAGGAAGACCUUGUGAACCCACUGGCGCCACCUCACCCUCUCUUGAGGAGGAGAAGCAGCAUCUCCUAAGGUGCUUGCCGGACACGGGGACUGGGCUGGAACCCAGAAGGCCUUAGAACGCAGCUCCUGCCCUCUUGAACCGUGGGGUCCGGGGCCUUUUCUUCUUCAAUCCCCCCCCAAGGCUUAAUGCAUAAACCUCAAGCCUCACGCAGGGAAAGAGUCUGGAGGUGGGAAGGAACCACGGUGACCCCCAGACCUCUGGGACUGUGCGGGAACGUUCUGUGCCGGAAGCCCAGGACUGGAGCAGACGGGGGGCCUCCGAACUCCGGAAAGACAAAACAGACAGCCGGGGCUUCCGUUGUAUUGUGAGAGGGAGGCAUCUGAGUAACGGCAGGUGAGACUGCAGGCCACCUGCGCUGAGGGCAGGAAGGCCAACAGCUGCCAUGGGCUGACUCCUUCCGGGCCUACAGAACUUUCCAGCUUUUCUCUUCAGAGGCCACAAAGGGAAGACUGGGCGGUGCCUCUUCCCGCUCUUGGUAAAAACUGCCUUCGCAGGUUGCAAGGAGGUGCUUCUCGCUGGGAGGCUUUGCACGGCUUGGGACUCCAUUUGGUAGGGGGGCGGCAGAGAGCCUUGUGCUGGGGGGGGGUCCUGGCGCUCCCGACGGGUGGGUGGCACUUCCUGGGCAUUUGGAUGCGAGCCCUGGUGAGUUCAGGAGAUGCUCGCUCCCGAGUAAGAGUGGCCACCGAAACAGGGCAAGCGAGUCUGGGAUCUGAAAAAGCCAAAGGCUCCUAUGGACGCCCGUCCUUCUCCACCUGGUACGGGGAUGGUGGGGGUUGUAGUCCGUGGCCUCUGGAGGGCACAGGAUGGAGAAGCCCAGCUUGCCCUCUACGCUGCAAUAUAAAGUGUGCAGAAUUUGUCCGUGGGAUGGUUGCACAAGAGCAGUGAAACGUCCGGGUAAGGGACCCGCUCAUUUCCCUGAGGUAUUUUUCCAGCCUCUUGUCUGCACUCGCUUUUCCUUUCAGCUUAUGUGGACCCAGCCACACCAUCGGGUGAGCCGGCCCACACGCCCGGCUGCUCCCUCCGUGUUCGAAACAACCCUGUGCUUGGUGAAAGUGUUCUGCUCGUGUUCUCUGGUAUAAUUUUACCUGCGGCUGCGACCAAAGCCUGCCAUCAAGCUUGCUUGAGCUUCACCCCAUUGCCUGUCCUGGUGGGAUUCAGCCCCGAUGGAUGUAGCGGGGUUUUCUUUUGUGGGAGUGUCGUGCUCCUCAAGCGGAGGCUGUGUGGUCUUCGCAGGCUCUCGUGUGUGGACUCCUGUUCUCUCUCUGUAACUAUUUGAUAAUUCACUACCUCUUUUUCUUCUGUACAGUCUAUUACCCUCUCUCCGUCGAAUUGACCCUUGAAGUUGAGGAGCCUUGUUCAAAAUAAGGAAAGCGACGUCUUUGUUCUGGUGUGUUUGGGGUUUAGGGUAACAGAGCCCAUCUCAAAUGCACAGCGAUCUGAGAACUGUCUCGAAGAUCCGCGCGGAGGGUCAACCCCUCGGGGCUAGAGUCGGCCGCUCACCUCUGAGACAAUCUGCUGAGGUGGCUUGGUUGCCAUCAAAGGGCCACACCAUCGUGGCUCUGCGGAAGCACUUUGGGAGGCUCUUGGUUUAGGGCUUGCCGUGGCCAGGGGAGAGGGGAGGCAGGAUUAGACCCCUCACUGCUUGUGGGUAGUUAAAAAAAAGAGGAAGCUUUGGAACUCUAUUCCAAAAUGUAAUUUUUAAAAAAAGAGCCUGUGCAAUAUGUCAUUGAAAUGCAAUUUAAAAGAGACCUCCUUGUUCCAGCCCGGCUUCCUGUCGCCCUACUGUUUUGAAUCAUUUAUCCAGCCAGCCGCAUAGGCUGUAACCUGGAUAGCUCCAGAGGGAGUGACCUCUCCCAUAAUUUGUCAUCUGAUCCUUACAAAGAACCCCUCUCUCACACAAAACCCCAACUAGAGAUGCUUCCAGCUUGGAACCGAGGCAGGUUUUCCACCUGGGCGCUGUGAUGGCAGAUGACUCGGGGCCUCGCUUGCCCUCCUCUUGGAUACCGCCAUCAUCUUGUUCCAUGUGUGAGAAAGAUGGAAGGAACCCAGCUAUCGAGCCACCUCCUGGCAUUUUGCCACUCGGAAAUGCUGCAGUGCAACUUGGCGUGCCCAAGACAUCUCGGCCUCUUCUGGUCAAAAAGCUGCCCUUCGCCUGAAGCUUUCAGAGGGAGGGAUAUAGACUCACAAAAAAUCCUGCCCGGAGAUGACUAGCUGUGACGGUUGUAUAGAACCUCCAGUGUCUGAGGCAGCCUACCCCUCCACCACAGACCCAGUGGUAAUAAUGUUCAUUGAUGUCUGGCUGUCCACGCAGAGGAAACAGGAUACUGGAAGUUGGCUCUGAUCCGAAAAGUACCUGCCCUUAAAGGUGGUCCCAGCGGCUCUCCUUGCUGGAUGAACCUGGAAACAAGGCAUUACAAGAGAGGAACCCCCUCCAAGCUGGACCCCUCCAAGCUGAACCCACGCCUCAGGUCACGCGCCCCUGCCCCAGGGUGCCUGGCUCUGUUUAGCACCCAUCGUCCCCGUGCUGCAAACGCACAGGAAAAUCAGAAGUGCUGCAAACGCACAGGGGGAUCUCCCUCCGUGCCCCCCUGGCACUGACUGCCCCAGAGAGCCCCAGCAUGCUUCCAGGCAGGGUGAAGACUCCAGGCCCCAUGGCUCUUCCUCCCCCCCCCGAAAGCUCCCGUGGGUCUUCCUGCCGAGGUGGGCUUUGGCUUGGGGGGCGGGCCCCCGCUGUACUGCGGGGGGGGGGCGGCAGCAGCUCCUCCUCCUUGAUCCUCCCAAUUCCCUAACACAGUUGCAGGGGACUCUGUGUGUGUGUGGUCCCCUGUGGCCUCACCCCCUUCCGCCUCUGUAGCGGACAGCCCCACCCUCACCUGUUCUUGGCUUUGGUGCGGCUGGACUGCUCCUCUCCUGGCCCUCCCACAUCUGGGCAGCCAGCGAGUAAGGAAGCAAGUGGGAGCUGGCCGGAGGCUCCUCCCGGCUCUUGCAGGCUCUCUCUCACAGGCGGGCUCUCCACGGGGCUCUCAGCAGCUGGACAGCUACUCGGCCGCUGGCUGGCAGGCGGCAAGCUCCUUUCCUCCGCUCUCGGGAAGCUGUUCCUGCCCCUGAGAAAGCAAGUCUCUGUGUACCUGGCGGCCAGAUGGUGCAUCCCGGCCUCGCCUUGUGCAAGACAGGCAGGUGGAGAACGGCUGGAUGGGAGGCGGGCAUUUCUUUGCCUCUUUCUGGAGGCUGUUCUUGACCUCCGGCGGCCCCUUCCUUCCUGUCCUCUUCUUGUUUGACUUUCCCAGCUGGGUUGUCCCGAAGGGGUUUCUGUCACGCCCCCCCCCCUUUCAGGCAGAUACCUUCCAUCCGGUUGAAUCCUGCUUCGCUUCCAUCUCGUCUUGCAACCUUCUUAUCCCACAUUUCCUCCAAGGAGCUGAAAGGGGAGCGUCGGCGGGCUCCUUCCCUCACCCCUGCGAGGUAGGAGAGGCGGAAGAGCCUCUGACGGGCUGUUGUGGGCGCCCCAGAGGGGGCUGCCUGUGCCUGGAUGGGACAGCCGUGUCCUUGGGGGGGGACCCCUGAAGUUUUGGAGGAGAGCAGACCUUUUGCAGCCAGGCGUGUGCUGUUGUUUGUAUAUGUCUUUUAAAAAGUAUAUGCCAUGUUGAAGACUCAUUAAACAAAUUAACAACAAAUGUCCCAGAGGGGUAGCUGUGUUACUCUUGGGCAGCCAAACCAAGGGCGUCUUUGUAAUCUUAAAGAAAACUAACAGAGGGCUGGAGGGUGAACGCCGCUUUCGUGGGCUGGAAUUCAUCCUGGCUGAGUGCUGUGCUGCUAGAUCUCAUGGUUACAAAGGCAAACACGGCAGGCAAACAUGCCUUGCGAGCUUCACGGGUUAUUAGCUGGGACAAAAUUUAGCAAGUAGCCAAAGUUUUAACAUAUAAUACCCUCCAUUCCAG